AUGCGACGCGGGAAGGCAGAUGAGAAGAAAGCGGAGCAGGAACGGCUCCAAAACAUCCUGCUGGAUAUGCUCAAGGAAGAUGAAAACAAAUACUGUGCCGAUUGCCAAGCAAAGACUCCAAGAUGGGCGGCUUGGAAUUUGGGAGUAUUUAUCUGCAUUCGCUGUGCAGGAAUACAUCGAAACCUUGGGGUGCAUAUCUCGAAGGUGCGAUCUGUGAAUUUGGAUACGUGGACGCCUGAACAGGUGCAGUCGAUGCGAGUAAUGGGUAAUGAAAAAGCAAGGAAGGUGCGAUCUGUGAAUUUGGAUACGUGGACGCCUGAACAGGUGCAGUCGAUGCGAGUAAUGGGUAAUGAAAAAGCAAGGAAGGUGUAUGAACACUCUUUACCUGAUCACUUUCGCCGUUCUAUGGCAGACCAUCAAAUGGAACAGUUUAUUCGUGCGAAAUAUGAGCAGAAAAGGUAUAUGUUGAAUGGUUUUGUUUAUCCUCGAGUUGAUGUUAACGAUUUACCGAAACCGGGUCAAAUUAACAUAAAAAAGAAGGUUCCAAGUGCUGCACUCACGUCGCCAAACAGUGUACGGGUAUCCGAUGCGGCUUCUUCUGAAUCAAAAUCGAGUUCAGCUGUUGUUAGCGAUCUUCUGGAUUUUUCCUCUCCUGCUAGCUCUAAUACACAGGUCAAUGGCAACAAUUCUUUCGCCGGAGAUUUCGCCUCGUUGUCGAUUGCUCAGCAGGAGGCAGCCGUGAAUCAAGCAGAAGUCGAGGACAUGUUUGGAUCCUUUGCAACCGCACCAACUAUCGAUACAGUUGUACCUGCAGCUCCAUCUCAGCAAGCGUCGCCCGUGGAUAGGGUUGCGCAGUCCACGACACCGUCUCAGGGGUCAGCAGAUCUAAUGUCUUUGUCCGGUGGAUUAGGAACAGAAAACGGAGAGAAAAAAACGACUGCAGACAUUCUUUCUCUUUUUGGUGACCAAUCAAAGGGUCCAACACAACCGAUUGUUCCUGUCGGUGGUUUUGCAGCGUUUGGCUUACAAGCGGCACCUCCUCAGUCUUCUAAUCUCGUUCAGGGGAUGCCUACCUAUGGUGCAGCACCAAAGGUAGCCGAAAACAAGGCUUUUCCAGUAGCUCCGGCAAUGAUGGGCGUCGGAUUUGCUCCUCCUGUAGCUCAGAUGCCAUAUGGAAUGAAUCCGCAAGGAUUUCCAAAUCCGUUCGAACAACCUUCAGGAGCUGCAAUGCUACAGGGCAUGCAGUUUGCUCCAGCUCCCGUUGCCACAAUGUCGGCACAGCCACAGUCCCCAACCGCCUGCUCAACUCGUGCCAAUAACGCAUUUGCUGAUUUAUCUCUAGGGAAGGUUUUGAAUAUGAACUACAUGAGUAAGCCAGUAGUUCCUUCUUCUACCACCGCUCAACCACAAGCAACCACAACGCCUGCUAACAUGAAUUUCGAUGAUUUGCUUGGAUUAUAA
Messenger RNA from Haemonchus placei, 1461 nucleotides. NCBI's taxonomy places the organism in Eukaryota, Metazoa, Nematoda, Chromadorea, Rhabditida, Trichostrongylidae. The record is from the annotation of a GenBank genome assembly.